AUGUUGUGGCUUCUGCUUCUAAUCAUUUUUGCUGCUUUGGUGUUCUGGAGGGUAAAAUUGUCCCACUGGUCUAAAAAAUGCUCCAAACAAAUCGUCCACGGUUGGUGGUUGGGUAGCAUCUGGAAAGCAAUCACAAGUAAAGAAACUUUCCCUGAAAUGAUACUAAAUGCUUACAACAUGGAACCCAAUAGCAGAUAUUCCACCUUUCACCAACUAUUACAUCCAGUUCUCCUAAUUAAAGAUCCAGACCUCAUCAAACUAAUCACAGUGAAAGACUUCGACCACUUCGUGAACCACCACUCCAUGGUUCUUCCACAAUGUGACCCAAUCUUUUCCAAAAACCUGCUACUACUGAAAAACCAAAACUGGCGCGACGUAAGAUCAAUUCUCGCCUCAGUUUUUACAACCAGCAAAAUGAAAUACAUGUUCUCCUUAAUUACCCAAAAUUGUGACAACUUUGUUAGCCAUUUUUUGCAAAAAAAUGAACCACUGGUGACUGUAGAAAUGAAAGAGAUAAUGACAAGGUUCAUGAAUGACGUGACUGCUAGUAUGACUUUUGGUAUAGAAGUAGACGCGAUGAAUAACCCUGAAGAUGAAUUUUACUUAAAAGGAAAAGAUUUGACAGAUCUUUCUGGUCUAUCCAGAGUUUUGAAGUUUCUUGGAAGUUUUAUAGCACCCAAAAUCUACAAAGUAAGUAUGUACCAAAAUGUUUCUACUUAG
This is a messenger RNA of Zophobas morio, 720 nucleotides long. RefSeq names its product cytochrome P450 9e2-like. NCBI's taxonomy places the organism in Eukaryota, Metazoa, Arthropoda, Insecta, Coleoptera, Tenebrionidae. The record is from RefSeq and is a predicted model, not a curated record. Gene Ontology annotation, molecular function: iron ion binding; oxidoreductase activity, acting on paired donors, with incorporation or reduction of molecular oxygen; monooxygenase activity. The transcript is spliced from 2 exons. The coding region runs from base 1 to 720 and encodes 239 amino acids.